Molecule: messenger RNA, 228 nt
Organism: Thlaspi arvense
Lineage: Eukaryota; Viridiplantae; Streptophyta; Magnoliopsida; Brassicales; Brassicaceae
Source: the annotation of a GenBank genome assembly
AUGUAUAUUAAUCACUAUUUUGUUUAUGCGAAUGAUGGAGAAGAUCUUGGAGCAGAAGCAAGAGAGCUUAAUGGAGUCGAAGUUAUCGCCGGAACUACAAAUAACGCCGGCGCCGGCAGGACUCUAGGGCUGGCACAUCCACCUUGCAAGAGAGACGUCGAUUGUAGCUUUGAAUGUGCCAAGGGAGGAUUCUGCAACGAUCGUCUUGGGACAUGUGAUUGUUUCUAA